This is a messenger RNA of Aspergillus heteromorphus CBS 117.55, 2317 nucleotides long. Its product is annotated as putative NTP binding protein. The record is from RefSeq and is a predicted model, not a curated record. The coding region runs from base 105 to 2006 and encodes 633 amino acids. NCBI's taxonomy places the organism in Eukaryota, Fungi, Ascomycota, Eurotiomycetes, Eurotiales, Aspergillaceae. The transcript has a single exon.
CAGACACGACUACGGACUCUUCCGAGCAGUCAUAUCCUUCAAUAUCACCGGUAUCAGCGCCUGCUAGUUCAAUAACGGAUUGGGAAGAUAGAUUUGUUGUCAACAUGCCCUCAGCUAGGGAUCCCAACCCGCCAUUCAUGAAUUCUCGACAGAUCGCCGACUUCCAACAAAGUAUCGAGAAAGUGCACAAGGAAGGCGAGACGAUGCUUGAUCCAGAUUCGCUACCAAGUCCCCGUACUAGGACUCCGGAAGAGAGGACUAGAGCUGUCGUGCAGCCAGAAAGGAGAUUGACUGGACUUGAUGGUCAAGAAGCUGAUAUUGAGCGUCGACCCGAUGCCGAAGAUGGUGACGGUGCAUCUGAUCGCCGCUAUUAUAGUCCGGAAGAGGUUGGAAAGCAACGUUUCAGCACGAUCUGGGAGGAAUUGCCCGCAAAAUCUAAUCGCAAGUUCCCCAUCGCGAACCCAGACGGGUCUUUUUUAGGGUGCAAGGAAAUCAACGGGCCUUACGACAAGAAUCCGGACGAGAUCUUGCUUUUCUCGACUACAGACGAGCGUCCCCGAGUGAUCGAUAUCCCAUCUGCGCGUGCCAAGAUACCACCACCCAAGGAAGGGAAGAGAGUCAGCAACCACCGAAUACCGCCACCGUCAUCAGGGAAGCCCGUUACUCACGAAGAAUGGAGGCCAAUUUCUCAGAAUUUGAAGCCAGCCCAAUGCUCGAGGCCGUCACCCAAGACGAUGUGUCGCGAAACCAACUGUUCUCAGCGGCCAGACAAGCCGGAAACCUCUGCCAAGGCUCCUCCUACCAAAGAGACCCCGGACUCGGCAUCUUCGAGCAAGAAACCCGAAAAGCAGAAAGUGGGACGCAGGCCGGACGAUGUCUUCAUUAUCACACCCACUAUCACACGCACUAUGGUGACCAUGGCGGACCUGAGAGGCCACCCGAAGAACCCAGCCACACAGCCACCGUCUUCCCGGGCCGCGGGCGAGAUAAUCACGGACUCCCGAGUAAAGCACCAGGCGGGCCCUUCGGCAUCGGGAUUACGACGGGCGACUCAAAAUGGCUGGGAAAGGUCAAGUUUGCCUUGCGCAACAUCCUUAAGCGCAAGCCCCCCGUCGAGCAUACCCACCCCUCAGGGUCGCACAGAACCAGAACGCACCGCUCAAGACAAGCCCAAGGCUAUACGUGGGUUCAUCCGUACAACAGGGUUGGCAAAGCCCACAGGAAACCGUAUCGAACCCACGCGCAGUAAUCCCCCACAGCCUCGCCAUGAACCAACCUCCACUGUCAGCCCGUCUCCCAGAAAAGAGAACUUCCCGCCGUCGAGGAGUGCGUCCGACUCAACCCAGACACAGUCCGAAUUGUCGUCCACCACCCCAGAGAUAUCUCCCGCCACCUCACUCAGCAGAGACAGGCCAGUACCGGAAAGCACCGCGAAGCCAGCCAAAACGUUCGAGCUGGCCGAGCUAGACGGACAACAGGUAACGGAAUCGCCGAAAGAGGAAAUAUUUCACUCCAACAUCACGGACUUCAAUCUUGACUCACAUGACACCGACUUGUCAACCGACCUGUCAACCAAGGACAAGGAACCGGCACCCGAGGAAAUCCUGGUCCUCGUCAAGGACGGUCUGAUCAAGCUAGCAGGACAGCUCCAGGGAGUCUACGAUGAGAUCAUGACCAACCGACACUCCAAAGCCAUGUUAGUGCGAAUCGCAUUCAACAGUGUCCUCAAAAUGGUCGAGCACUGUCUGCACGUCCUCAAAGAUCUCUUGACCAUCCUCGCCCUCUACAACACCACUGGCGCCUGGCCCAAACCCAACCGGAAAGACUUCGCAUGGUCCCUCGUCGAAAUCUGCCAGGCCAUGAUAUACCUCGUCACCCUCGGUGUUGUCAUGAUCAUCAUCGGCCGCGCAGCAGGCUACGUCGUCCUCGUCGGAAGCUGGAUCGUCUGGUUCGCGAAACCCUUCGCCUGGUUUCUGGGUACAUUGGGGAGAGCCCUGUUGAUAUGAUAUGAGUAUGAGUAUGAGUAUGAGUGUGCACAUGAAAACGAGUUGGGUUGCAUGCUGUUGAUAGUUAGAUGCGAUGCGUGAUUGGAUUGAGUUGGUAGCGUUUGCGUUGGUUGUCUUGUUCUGUUCUGUUCUGGUAAGCAGUGCUGACUCACCCACCUUUUUUGCUAUUGGGAGCGAUGACGGAGGGGGGCAGGCGUUAUUCUUUUUUUGGGGGGAGACCUUCCUUCCAUCUGUAGUAUUAUCGAGAUUAUGCAGUAUGCUCAUGCUCAUCCGGAGGGUAUUUUUAUGUACUUCAUUAUUAUUGGUUAUCC